UCUCAACAUUUAGCUGCGGAAUACAGAGCUCAGUCGACAUUCUGCCAUGCCGAGGUCAUUCCUCGUCAAGAGUAAAAAGACUCAUCCGCUGGGCCCAGCUAGGGAUUCCUUUAGGCAGCAGUCCCUGUCCCAGAGAGAUGCUGAGGAGCCUGUGACAGGGAAGGACAGAAGGCACCCCGAAGAUGCUGUGCAGCCUUCGUCCCCCAUCUUGGGGGUCAGAGAUCUUGUGGCCGAAGCCUGCACGCCAUGGAGUCGGAUGGCAGUCCGCUCUCACAGUGACCCCUCGCAGGACCGUUGGUCUUCAGCCCCCUUGGAGAAAAGAAGCGCUCCUCUGCUGGUCUCGCCGUGGUCGACCGACAGACACCAAGCAUCCGAGAGAGAGCGAGAGCUGGAGAGACUAGUCUUCAUGUUAGUCAACCACACAUCGCACACCGACCUCAAAUCCCCCGUCAGUGAUUGUCCGCUCUGUGAGAAGUCUCUUUCAGAAGUCUUAAUAUCAGGAUGUGGUCUACAGGUGUGCAACAUUUUCUCUACACCACUGACAACAUCCCCCACAGUCACCGGCAUGUCCCACAUGCCCUUUGGCUUCAGAGCAAUCAGCGGCUAUGGCAGAGCUAAGGAGCGUAGCUUUGGCUGCAAGGUGUGCGGAAAGGUGUUCAAGCGUUCGUCCACCUUGUCGACACACCUCCUCAUCCACUCAGACACGCGACCUUACCCCUGCCAGUACUGUGGCAAACGGUUCCACCAGAAGUCAGACAUGAAGAAACACACCUUCAUACACACAGGUGAGAAACCGCAUGUGUGUAAGGUGUGCGGUAAAGGAUUCAGCCAGAGCUCCAACCUCAUCACCCACAGCCGAAAGCACAGCAGCUAUCGGCCGUUCAGCUGCCCUCGAUGCCAGCUCAGCUUCCAGCGCAGGGUUGAUCUACAGCGCCACCAAGAGACGCAGUGUGGUUAUGGGGACAUGUACACUCAAACCUGAGCCCACCAAGCAAAGAAGAGGGUAAAAGUGGGCAGGAUCUGUCAUAAAUGUAAAACUCUGAAAAAUAUGCUUUAAGUAGUAGCGUGCUUAGAAGUGAAUAAAGCUGGACUGGUUUGCUUGGAGAACUCUGCAGGGGCACCCUUGAUUAAAAUACUCACAAAAGUCAUUCACAGACAGUGACGUUAUUUUCUCAAUAUUUUUUGCAAAGCAAAAGUUUUCUGAAGGUAACAAGAUGUUAUUCUUAGAGAUUAUGUUCCACAGAAGCUUAUGUGAUUGCAAUACGGUGAUUGUCCCAUUACUGACUGAAGAGGAUCCUUAAUAACCUGCAGCUGGGUCAUGAC
Molecule: messenger RNA, 1323 nt
Organism: Archocentrus centrarchus (flier cichlid)
Lineage: Eukaryota; Metazoa; Chordata; Actinopteri; Cichliformes; Cichlidae
Product: zinc finger protein Gfi-1b-like
Exons: 6
Coding region: 47-982 (311 amino acids)
Biological process (GO): regulation of transcription by RNA polymerase II
Molecular function (GO): RNA polymerase II cis-regulatory region sequence-specific DNA binding; DNA-binding transcription factor activity, RNA polymerase II-specific
Source: RefSeq, a predicted model, not a curated record